This is a messenger RNA of Notechis scutatus (mainland tiger snake), 514 nucleotides long. The record is from RefSeq and is a predicted model, not a curated record. Lineage: Eukaryota; Metazoa; Chordata; Lepidosauria; Squamata; Elapidae.
CACAGAAUUUUAUUCCACAAUCUACAAGAUGAAAUUGAGAAACAGUUGGAUGGAGGGAAACAUUUCCGUAAGAAGUAUUUCUACACAAGAUAUAAUGAAUGGGAAAAGAUCGCUGCUUGGACUAAACGAAUGGCCAAAAAACAUGCCAAACUAAUCUCCAGGAUUGAGAUUGGAAGGACUUAUGAGGAGCGGCCUAUGUAUGUCCUUAAGGUUGGGAAACAGAGUUACCAAAAGAAAGCUAUAUUUAUGGAUUGUGGUAUUCAUGCACGAGAGUGGAUCUCACCAGCCUUUUGCCAAUGGUUUGUAAAGGAGGCUGUCACGACUUAUGGAAUAGACAAGGACAUGACACUACUCUUAGACAACAUAAAUUUCUAUGUUCUCCCAGUGUUCAACAUAGAUGGUUAUGUCUGGACAUGGACCAAAGACCGUAUGUGGAGAAAGAACCGUUCCAAUAACUCUAACAGUGAUUGCAUCGGCACUGACCUAAACAGGAAUUUCAAAGCUUCAUGGGGCU